GGCUGUAAAAGUUAUGGCUGGACUGUACUGGACUUGGUGUGGCUUUCCUUGAUCCUGAGAUCAUUAAUUAACAGGUCGCUAUCGUGCCAAACUGAUCUACCAGCGAGAGAUGGAGCACGGCCACUCAGAGACUGACAUCACAAAAGUGGUGAUGAUGGGCAUCGCCGGCAGUGGCAAGUCAACCGCUCUAGACACAAUAAUGGAGGAGGAGCCCCUUGCACCCGAGGACCGUCACAGUACCCCCAUCAUGAAGAGACCAGUCAAAACCAUGGUCAUCGUUGUGGACGGCAAGACAAAGUGGGUGAAGAAAGAACAGCACCAGUUCACUGCUCACCUGGCUACACGUCUCAACACAGACCCCACCCCUCCUCAAGAAGCCACACCCACCAGCCGCGCACAUUCAAACACGACUCAGUCUCCUCCCACCUCCGACUCACCAGAUUCAUCCUCACACACUCACUCAUCUCACCGUCCUCCCCUGUCUGCCACUGGCACAUCCACUACUGCUACCCAGUCCAUCACUGCUGCCCUUCUGCAGCCAGGUCCGUCCCUCUCCCCCGAGUUGAGUGUGGACGCUCUACUGCAGUCAACUGAGGUGGAGGAAGAGUUUGUCUCCCUCAUCAGCCAAGCCACCGGAUCUCCCAAACCUCUAGCUCAUGAGAGAUGGGUGUUUCUCAUCGACUCUGGAGGACAGACCGAGUUCCAAGACGCCUUCUCUGUGUUCCUGCCACACACAUCCAUCUGCGUGUUUGUGUUCAAGCUUUCGGAGCCACUGGACAGCUACCCCGUGAUAGAGUACUACCGCGAUGGGCAGCUGGUCGGCAGACGAGAACAGAGUCUUUUGACCAACAGAGACAUCUUUGAAAAGUACAUGAGAACCAUGUUCUCCUUCGACAACAGAGUCAGGAGAAAGACAGAGAAGGAAGUAGCAGCAAUCCAGGAGAGCUCUCUGCAGCCAGCACAGCCAGUGGAGCUCCCGGGAGAUGGGGACCACUCCCCCGAACCAGAAUGUCAGUGACCACUCAUCUAACGAGGACCACUCUCCCGAGUGCGGAGGAGCAGAUGAAUGCUCGUCAGAGGAGGACUCCUCCAACGGCCAACCCCCCAGAAUUCUUCUCCUUGGCACUCAUCGAGACCUCAAGCAUUUGUGUGAGACAGAGACAGUGGAGCAGAAGAAUGAGCAACUGGAGGCUCUCAUUCCAGACAAGCUUAAGAAACAAGUUAUUUACAGUGCAGACAAGAAGCCCAUAUUUGAAAUCAACGGUCUAACACCUGAUAAAGAUGACAAGAGAAUGGCAGAAGCAAUAAGAGAGUGCAUCGUGCACGAGUGUCCCUCCAGAAGGGAGAAGACUCCGUGGAGGUGGCAUGUGUUCAAUCAUAAGAUGAAGAGCAUUGCUCGUCGAAUGAAGAGGAAUGUCCUCAGCCGAGAAGAAUGCCUGAAGAUUGCUGCAUCUGUGGGGCUGGACAAGGAGUCGUUCCAACUGUCUCUGGAGUUCUUCCACAACCUCAGCCUCAUCUUCUACUAUCCCAGCAUUCUUCCCGAUGUGGUGUUUGUGGAUCCCCAGGUCCUCCUGGACAAGGUGAGCGAGCUUGUCCAGUUCACAUUCGAACUAAAAGAUCCCAGUGCCAAAGAUUCCCUGCUUCCCCACGGCUGGCAACAGUAUAAGAACAAUGCACAAAUCACUGAAAAGUUUCUGGAGAACAAGCGUUUCAGCAGCCACUACCACGAGACAGUGUUCACCAGGAAACAUCUGACAACCUUACUGGAAAGACUACUGGUGUUUGCACGGCUCUCUCCUGACACGUGGUUCAUGCCGUGUGUCCUGAAGCAUCUGAAACCAGAAGAAAUCCGUCCACACUGUGUGAGCCCGUCUCCCCUUGUGGUCCAUUUCGCUGACGGUGGACCCCAGCACGGAGUGUGCUGUUCCCUCAUAGCCCACGUCCUCUCCACAGCCAACAGACAUCCCUGUCCAUGGAGUGUCCGUCAUGCACACAACAGCCCCGCUUGUCUGUACCGCAACUGCAUCCAGUUUCAGGUCUCAGACUACAAUGGCUUUGUCAUGUUAAUCGAUCGCUACACAUACUUUGAAGUCCACAUCCGCACGUCACGCAGUAAGCUAGUGGAGGUGUGGAGACAUGUACGAUGUGCUGUCUUCAGUGGACUAGAGUCGGUAUCAACCACACUCGGCUACUCCAACAACAAGCCCAGCCCUGCCAUCCUCUGUCCCGGCCACACCACUGCCAACAACUCUCAUCCAGCCUACAUCAGGAACAGAGAGUGGACCUGCUCCCUCGACUGUAAUGAGUUUGACUCAGUUGCAAGUCUCAAGAAAGAGCAUAUUCCGUGUUGGCUGGAAGAGUCAGAAUACAUAGAAGAUGAAAAAAAUGACAGGGAGCCACAUACAAUGUCAAAACGGAAAGGAGAAGAGAGAACUGAUCCCAAGGAAACAACUGAAACAACUGAUGCACUUAGAAAGGAAAGCAGUUCUACAGCUGAGUGUUCCGUUCCUCAAGAUGGCUCACUUGGAAAGGAUGAUCUGGUGGAGGUAACAGACCAGCUGAUGGAUCUGGACCAGUCUGAUAUCUACAACCUGGGUCUGGUCCUGGGACUGGCUCAUCGCCGUGUGGUGGAUCUGAGAGAAAACAGCAGAUCCAACCUGGCCUUCCUGGAUGCAGUGGUCCUACACUGGCUGCAGAGAGACGACUGUGUGGAGGAGGUGUCCUGGGCAGCUCUUGUUAAGGCUCUUCUCCACCAGAGACUGGGUCACACUGGAAUUGCCACCUCCAUUGCUGAGAAAUAUGGAGUGAAGGAUUGCCUUUGAGGGUUUCAUGCUACUACUUCUCACUGACCACCUCCUUUACGACUUCAAGAUGCAUAUUUUAACCCCCUCCAUCCACCUCUGGCCAGCAAAGACCGAUGUUGUCAUGUAAACUCUUAUGCUUUAUAAACCUUUACUUCACCUUGACCCUCAUCAAUAUUUACAACACCAAUUGAAUUUUUCAAUAUGCGUCAUCCAACAGUUAGCCGUAUGUCCCAUCCAUAAGAACAGUACAGCUAUAAGUAAAGUAUGUUGUAAUAAUUA
This is a messenger RNA of Geodia barretti, 3083 nucleotides long. NCBI's taxonomy places the organism in Eukaryota, Metazoa, Porifera, Demospongiae, Tetractinellida, Geodiidae. The record is from the annotation of a GenBank genome assembly.